UUGUAGCGAAUAAAGGUCUCCAUUUAUGGAUUUCUUUCCCAAGCUAUCCAUGUUUUCUUUCAAGUUUGUGUCACUGCCAACAAAACAAAAUGCCAAAUCGUGUAAAGUUUAGUUUCUUAACCGACUGACUACUUUUUCUUUCUGAGAGAGAACAUUUGUUUGAAAAAGACAAAUGUGAUCCAAGAACAAAACACUCCAAAGUCCAAUAUCAUUUAGAUGAAAUAGAAAUGCAGUGAAGAAAAACAAAUCUUGUUGACGUAUAUGUACUUGGACUGUAGUGAUGUCAAGAUUAAUUAAUUAGCGAGUUAAACGUCCUUGAUUGCAUCGGAAAGAUGUAAAGAAAUAAUUUGAUUACAAUACAGAAGUUUUCUCUGCAUAAAAGUAUGCCAGAUUUUAUGCCUUUUCAACAAUUCAACAAAAUUUUAUUGAAUUGUUGAUAAUACAAGGCACUAUAAUAAAUUUGUAAUUUAUAUGGAAUACGUAUAUUUGUAAUUUAUAUUGUCAGUUUACAUUUUGUAAAUUUUACAAGUUUUCAUCUUGAGUUUGAUUAUAUGAACGGUAAUCUCUGUCUUAUCAAAAUUAAUUUAGACACUUUUAGUUGUUGGUCUGGGGACUAUUAUAGUCUCACUAUUGGUAAAAAAUAAUAAAAUUAAUAAUUACAGUUUUGAAUAUGAAGAACCCAAGUUUGCUAGACAACUUUAGUAAUAAUAAUUACAACAAGCAACCUUGUGAAGAACCUGCAUAAUUAUGAAAAUUGUACGAUUUAGACGUCAAACUCAGAAAUUAUCAUAUCAGCAACAAGCAUAAUUUAAUAUCAUCAUUCGUGAAAUCUGUGUCUUCAGCUCAACUGACUGACAGACAGUCAACCUUCAACCUGAGUCAACCGGCCCCUCCUGACGUCUCCUUCACAGCAGGACAAAAUAAAAUUCUACACAUUUAUUAUUUUGACCAGCAUAUUUUUUUGCUCAAAAAUAAUUUUUAUUUUGAAUCUUACAACUUGCUCGAUUAUCUCAUGUAGUGAAGUCCAGUCCACCGUCCACCCAGACAAUUUUCUCACCAAUUCUCGAACGAAUCCUAAAAAAUUCAAUUUUUCUCCCAGAAUGAUGAUGAGAGGACUACUUGGGCUGGUUCCGACCCCCGCCCCCGUCCCACAAUUUGAAAAUUUUAAUGUCAGAAUUCGAAACCGAUACCAAGAGAAUCUUUACCAAGAAUGGAAAAAUCACGUGGUCAACCUCCUCCUCGUCACGCAAACUGGAAUCGACAUGAGGAAGCUGGGACUCUUAUUUUUUUCAGAAACAUUAUUGAACUAUGGCUGUGGGGAUGGUUUCGUGCCAGUGAAACAAAUGGGAUUUGAAACAUUUGGUGAAUUUCUGUACUCGUUUCGCGACUUAUUUAUCGUGACCCAUUUUCCACAUCAGAAUCCGAACGAUCCGAUGACGAGACUGUUUUUAUUCGUUAACCAUAAUAACACUUACAACGAUAUGAACCGCGACGUAGCCGACGUCGCCAAUCUCGUUCAGCGACAGCGGAGGUUCCAGUUCGACGGCAACUGGAACCACCCAAUUAUUACUCAAGUCAUGUUGUGCCAUCCACUUGUAGUUCGUGAUCGGUUCAUGCCAAUGCCCCCAAGAAAUUUGGUCUGGAUAAAUCCAAACUUGGUAGCGGGUGGGAGCAGCAAAGUAGUUGAAAUCAAAGAGAUACAGUCUGCACCUGAGGUCACCAAGAAGGAUAAAGAAGUGGCAGUUCAAAUUAGCCCGACUUUGGUGACAAGUCCUGUUUCAAUUCCGGUUGCUCCCUCCGAGAAGAUCCAUGAUGGAGACGAGAAGAUCCAUGAUGGAGACGACAAGAAGGAUGAAAAGAAGGUCAAAACAGUGGAUUGCGGCGUCAAUACGUCACCUCAGAAACAGCAAGACGAAUCGGAAGUGGAUCAGGGUUUAGACCAAAACGAUGGUGGUAAUGGGGAUGGCACAAGCUUGAUCAGGCGAUCUUUGUUCUCUCGACGACAUCCACAUCAAAAUGUUUCUGAUCUCUUCUACCGCUUGCCUGUGCCGGACCGCUAUAUUCGCUAUGUAGGACCCACAUCGGGAUCAUGUACAACUUGCAAUCAGCGACUAGAAAUGAACAAGAAGAAAGAAGAGGACAUCGUCACUUUGGCGACAUCAGAAAAAGAGGAUGCUGAUAUUAAAGAAGGUGGAUCAACUGGUAAUCGACUAAUUGGAUCAGGAUCAACGUCUCCAUCUCUGGAUCUCCAAGGCUUGAAAAUAUCACAAGAAGAGCUGGAGCCAAAAGAAGCUCCAGCAGUGGACGACAUGAUUUCUUACUGUCGUUCCGACCCAAUUCCGUCAUUCAGAGCUUUCGCCACAUCUCCGCCUCCAGUCGAAGGGGAACGCAUCGCCCGAGUCGUGAUCGACCCCGAUUUCACCGUUGAAGAUGAAGAAAAUCUCAUGAGAAGCCGGAUUGCACGCCAAACCUUCAAGCGACGUCUUCCAUCCAAACGAACGACCUUUAACACUGGCAAGAACGUGUCACAGGUAUUUCUCGACACUCUGUUUCCCGAGUCAGAUUUUCAGUAUCCGAUCGUCAGCAAUGACCCGUCCCGACCUGUCGUGAGUUCGACCCCGUCCAAUUCAAAGGUUCCACUAGGUCAGAAGCCUGAACAAGUUAAGCGAUUGAACUUCCAUCAACUUUGAAGCAUUUUUUUUAAUUAUGGAGAAAUUGUUAUACUUUUUUACUACUUUCAUACAAUUUGCAGAAUUCUGUCAUGAACAAUAAUUAAUUAUUGUGAAUAAAUGUUCAUUGUCAUGUCAUGCAAA
Messenger RNA from Folsomia candida, 2813 nucleotides. RefSeq lists its product as uncharacterized. The record is from RefSeq and is a predicted model, not a curated record. The coding region runs from base 1101 to 2690 and encodes 529 amino acids. The transcript is spliced from 4 exons. NCBI's taxonomy places the organism in Eukaryota, Metazoa, Arthropoda, Collembola, Entomobryomorpha, Isotomidae.